AUGCGUGUCAAGUCAGAUGCAGAGAGUGUUUUGGAGACGCACCAUGGCGUCGACGGGGAGGACCUUGCCACCUCCAAGUGGCUCCGCACAAUUGUUUCUGUUCUACUUCGUACCCAUGCUAACACCCUUUCGUUGCAGUUCAUCUCCUCACGCGGUAACGAGUACUUCUGCGAGAUUGACGAAGAGUACUUGACCGACCGCUUCAACCUUACUGGCCUCAACGUCGAGGUCCACUAUUACCAACACGCUCUCGAUCUCAUCACCGACGUCUUCGAUCUCGACUGCGAAGAUGACAUGCGCGAGACGAUCGAAAAGUCCGCCCGACACCUCUACGGCCUAGUCCACGCUCGCUACAUCACCACCACGCGCGGCCUCGCCAAGAUGGUUGACAAGUACAAGAAAUACGACUUCGGCCGCUGUCCCCGCGUCAUGUGCGAAGGCCAACCGCUCCUCCCCUGCGGCCAGGACGACAACCCCGGCAAGCGGCCCGUGAAGCUCUACUGCGCCCGCUGCGAAGACCUCUACAACCCCAAAUCCUCGCGCCACGCCGCCAUCGACGGCGCCUACUUCGGCACCUCCUUCCACAACACCCUGCUGCAGGUCUACCCGGCCCUCAUCCCCGCCAAGUCCCGUCGCCGCUUCGAGCCCAAGAUCUUCGGCUUCAAGGUCCACUUCGCCGCCUCGCUCGCGCGCUGGCAGGAUGACGAGCGCCGUAACAUGCGCGCCCGCCUCGCCGACGCGGGCAUCGGCAACGUCAACGUCGCGGAUCCACAGGGCAAUGUCGUCGGCCAGGCCCAGCAGCUGUACAUCGAGGAUCAGGAGGACGAUGACGGCAUGGCGGUGCGUGCGCAGAUGAUGGAGGACGUGGAGGCCGUCGAGGCCGGCAAUGUUACCAACCAGGUGGGCGCCGAGGACGAAGCGGGUGGUGGUGGGCAGUCUGAGAACGCCGCUGGAGCGGCGCGUGCGCGGGCGUUGCAGGCUGCGAUGGCGAGGCUGCAGGGCACGCCCGUCGUGGAGGGAGGCAACGUCAAGGUUGAUGUGGGCCCGGUCCGCUGA
Molecule: messenger RNA, 1056 nt
Organism: Cyphellophora europaea CBS 101466
Lineage: Eukaryota; Fungi; Ascomycota; Eurotiomycetes; Chaetothyriales; Cyphellophoraceae
Exons: 1
Coding region: 1-1056 (351 amino acids)
Cellular component (GO): cytoplasm; protein kinase CK2 complex
Molecular function (GO): protein kinase regulator activity
Source: RefSeq, a predicted model, not a curated record